GUAAUUUAAUGCAGUAAAAGAAUUGAUGGAUUUUCAAGACUUGUUUAUGUACAUCUGCUACUUAUAUAAAGGAUAAAACAGAUCUGUGGCACUUGAAACACACAUGGCUUGAUGGCUAUAAUGGCCCACAUGGUUUCUUGAAGGAACGCUUAUUUACGUGUUUAUAAAUAGCUACACGCAUCUCAUUCUUUCAUCGCAUCCAUAAAAGAAAGCCUUUGAGUUGCACUGCAGCUUAAGAGAAGUUAGUAGAUUACAGUACUUUGGACGAGCAAAAAUAACAAGACAAUGAGACUGUUCAUUCUUUUGGUGCUCUUAUAUUGUUUUUGUACCAAUAUUGGUCACACCAGGGAGAUAACACACGAAGAUAUUAAAGAUGCUAUGUUAAGCUUAGUACAUAUGAUGCGAGAGAAUACAGAAAAACUCGAGAGACAUGAAGCAAGAGAGCGGCAGCUGGGCGAGCAAUUAAAGAAAACCAUAACCAUCCUAACGAAACGUAUAUCCGCUGUGGAUGCUCUGAAACUGCAGCUAAAUAAAUUGGAGGAAAGAAUUUGAAUGGAGCAUCUGUUUGCCCAGAAAGAUGAGAGAGAACGCAUACAGAUGCAGAAAACGAUGGACAGUUUAGAGGACCUAGAGAGUCGUUUGGAAAGUUGGUUCACGGAUAUUGAAAACAAAGUUGCAGAGAUAAAUAGUCGCCCAGAAACUACAUCAAAUAAUAACUUUACUGUCAUUCUCAGUAAAUUGGAUAAGAUCGAAAAUAAUUCGAUGGAGGGGAUUGUACGGCUUAAAGAGGCUCUGGAUAGUAAUGUGGCAAAAAUGGAUAGAGAAUCAAUGAUUCUAAUGGAAAAAGCGCAUAUGGCCUUCUUAGAGCUGCAGGAUGUAGCUGCUAGAAUCAAAGACAUUGAGAACUCUCUAGAGAAGUUAAAACAGCUGACGCAAAGCGUUCAAGAAAAACCAUUGGAGCGGCAACUGGAUUUGACUUCAACCUUUGACGAACACGUCAAGAAGUUAAUACAAAUGCAAGAAUUAAUAGAGAGCUCUUCUAACAAAUUACACGAAUUACCCAGGAUAAACGAAGUGCAGAUGCUACAUAACGAGACACAGGCCAUGUUGCAGGAGACUAAACAUGUGUUGAAGGAUAUUGUUACAAAAGGUAUCAAUAAUAUCGAAAACAGAAUAACAGAGACGAAGGAAGAAACUAAAGAUUCAGUAGCAGCAUUACGGAUGGAUUUGGCUAACAACGCAGAACGUGUUAACCAAGAAUUACAAGACCUAGAAAAAGGUCAGUCUGUGAUGGUUUCCAUGGCUGAUCAUGUGUUAGAUACGAAAAAAAGAGUGGAAUAUGGUGUACAUCAGAUCUUACUGGAAGUGAGCGAUCUAGUAAAGGCACAAGGUGUCAAUAUCAACAGUACUCUUAGUCAAAGAUUCGAUGGAAUCUCAAACGACAUUAUGGAUAAUCAAAACGGUGCCUUGGCAAACCUUACUAGCAAAAUGGAACAAGAAAUGAACAAAGUUUGGCGGCAGAUCAAUGUAAUGUAUCAACAGAUGUCAGAGAGUGCUCGAGCUUUAGACAAACUGCAUCAACAAAAUGAAGCUUAUGUUAACGGCACGACAUCUACUAUGGGUGGAAUGAAGAGUAAGGUUGGCGAAAUAACAAAACGUAUGACGGAGGUGGAUGAGAACUUAAACUAUUUGCUCGGUCGUCUGUCUUUAGUGACGCAAGAAUUCAAUCAGAUUAAGACAGGUUUAGGGAACGCAUUAGACAAUAUAAAGGCUUCUUUCAAGGUGGUCCAAGAGAAGGCGUUGGAUUUGACUCAUCCGGGUCCUCAUCCGCUUCCGGAAAAUUACAAAAAUCCAAAUGAUUCCAAGACCAGAAAACCAGACGGUAAGCCUCUAUUGGACCUUGUAAGUCAUAUUUCCAACAUACCCUCCAAUUAACUACAAGAUUUUCAUUUAUUUUACUUAAAAAAUUUCUAUUUAAAGUUUAUUU
Nylanderia fulva is the source of this 1987-nucleotide messenger RNA. The record is from RefSeq and is a predicted model, not a curated record. NCBI's taxonomy places the organism in Eukaryota, Metazoa, Arthropoda, Insecta, Hymenoptera, Formicidae.